Perca flavescens (yellow perch) is the source of this 7585-nucleotide messenger RNA. RefSeq names its product PALM2 and AKAP2 fusion (gene palm2akap2). The coding region runs from base 57 to 4148 and encodes 1363 amino acids. The transcript has 17 exons. The record is from RefSeq and is a predicted model, not a curated record. Gene Ontology annotation, cellular component: membrane. Gene Ontology annotation, biological process: regulation of cell shape. Lineage: Eukaryota; Metazoa; Chordata; Actinopteri; Perciformes; Percidae.
GGACGAGGAAGAGGAGAAGGGAAGGGAAGGGAAGGAGAGCAGUGGGUGCUGGAGCCAUGUCAGACACACCUUUGCAGAGGAACGGCACAGCCACAGCGCCGAUGUCGUGUGAGGAGGCUCAGCUCCACAAAGAAAGGCUGCAGGCCUUGGCGGAGAAGCGAAAACGGCAAACAGAGAUUGAAGACAAAAGAAGCCAGCUCGAUGACCUGGUGCUACAACUACAGCAUCUCAAGUCCAAAGCCAUGCGUGAGCGAUGGCUCCUCCAGGGAAUGGGAGCGGAGGAAGAAGAGGCCCGGCGGAAACAGCUGCAACAGGAUGAAGAACAAGGGAAGAGGCUGGAAGACAUCAUACACAGGCUGGAGUCUGAAAUCGGUACACUGGAGAAUGAAGAGUCUCAGAUAUCAGCCAAAGAGCAGGUUCUACGGGAACGUCUGAAAGAGACGGAGCGCUCGAUAGAAGAUCUGCAGAAGAGUCUGAUGACCCAGGAUGGAAAUGCCACCAGCUGCGUGUCCGCCCCUCUCUCGGACUGCACGGACCCCGAUCCACACCACCUUGUCCUGGCCACGCAGCCCAGGACUGGCCAACCUGCCUCUGGAGAGCACGCCAUACCAAGACCUGCAAUGUUUGCCAUGGAGAUCAACGUUCAGCAUGACCCGCAGACCGGCGAGCAGCGCAUCCUGUCCGCCAACCGCGUGAGCCCGCUGGAUGCGGCGUCACGCGGCAUCAAAGUCUACGACGAUGGCAGAAAAGUGGUCUACGAGGUCACUUCCUCCGGGGGCGUUUCCACCAGCACCUUGGAGAAUGGCUGGAGCUCUGCGCAGGUUGACCAGCUGGUCCAGCGGGCCGCUAGGCCUGCCGUACAAGGAGGAGACGGAGGCCGGGGUCAGGUGGCCGUGACCGUGACCCCGGCUGCCCCGCAGGCUUAUGUUUCCCCAGCAGAUGUUGACGAUCUGUCUCCACCCUCCUGCGCCCCGCCAUCCAUUCCUUCAAGCCCGCCCGCCCAGGUCACCCUCCAGAGGGAGACCCGGCUUGGCAUGAUCCCCCCCUCUGCUCCAAUCACAACCCAGCCCGGCUCCUCGGCCCACCCGGGCGGCGAGCUCGCCUCCCAACCCGAGGCCAGCGCUGAGCACCCGGUCACCAUGGUGUUCCUCGGCUACCAGGACGUUGAGGACACGAGCGAGAGCAGGCGGCUGCUAGGUUUCGACGGCGCCGUGAAGGCCGAGGUGGUUCUGAUCGACGAAGACGACGAGAAGUCGCUGAGGGAGAAGACGGUCACCGACAUGUCCAUCAUCGACGGCACAGCGGCCGACCUCGUGUCAGGGCGGCCGGCCACGUCCGAGGCCGUCAGCACGGAACUGUCAUCCGACGGCCGUGAGCCCGACAGCACCUCCUCGCCCCCCGCCAACCCCGACGCCAAUGCGCCCCCCCCGCCCGGCCUCACCCCCGCCACAGGCUACGGCCAAACACCGGUGAUUACCACGACAACAGCAAAUGGGUUUCAAGCUUCAAUGCCGACCAGGCAUCCUCACACCGCCAUGAGAUCAUGGCGGGCAGCCGAGGAUGUCAGUGACACAAUUCCACGAGAGCGAGCCCUGAAGAGUGUCAGUUUCCAGGAAUCGGUCAGCGUUAUCACCGACAGGCCUGCGACCAUGGAACUGGAGAGCCAGCAAAUCCAACAUGGCUGCCUCAGCAGCCCCAGUAACCGAGCCCACAAUACAGUUGGGGUGAAAGUAGAGGCUUCUGACAGCGAGGUGGUGCAGGAGAUCCGCUACUUGGACCAGGUUUUAGACGCCGCUUCCGAAACACCCACCAACGGAAACACUUCUCCGCCAGAACACGCCGAAUCAAUCACCAUCGAUGGAAACCGUCCUUCUGUCUGCGUGUCGGCCUCGUCUCCCAGCGAUCACGGAUCAGUCGUUGUGGAGGGGCAGAGACAAACCAUGUUCCUGUACCAGGAGGACUCUGCUGUGAGGACCAACGGCCAUGUGCAGGGAGAGGAGUCGGCGAGCGGCAGGGCGAAGUUUGAGCUGAGAGCUUUUCAGGAGGAGAGACGGCCAGCCAAACUCUUCACUCCUGGAGAGGAGCAGCAGGUCAGGGUGACGAGGAGGCGGCCCUCAGGGGAGGUACAGGAGCUGGAGCGUGAGCGUCAGGAGCUGAUCAAAGACCAGGCCGUGAAGAAAAACCCUGGGAUCGCCAACCGCUGGUGGAACCCUCCUCAGGAGGUUCCUUUGGAAGAACAGCUGGAUGCAGAGCAGCUUGAGUCCCUCAAGAAAUACCAGGAGAGGAAACAGCAGAAACAUACUUAUACAUACUCACAGCCCCAGGUGUCAGGUCCUCCCACAAUGGUGACCUUUGACCCGGAUCUAAACAGGAAGGAGGACAUUGUGGAGGAGCAGAUCAACUUCUCGUCUGCCAGGAGGCAGUUUCUGCAAGGGGAGGCAACCAAGAGGGACGUAGCUCCUCACAUCUACUCCGCCAAACCCUUUUCGAAAUCCAUGACUAGAGGCAGCCAGGGGAGCGGAGACAUCGUUGCAGAAACCGGGGAGGGUCACGUGGCCUGGUGCGAUGAAGGGACUGCAGCAGAAUUUACUCGUGCACGAGCUGUAAUGACAAUCCUGCCUGACGAGGAGGAAGGGAAGCACCAUUUCCAUCCAGGUUUUCACCCAGAGGAGUCCGACUCAGGAUUAGAUGAGUCAUCUGUACGUUCUCAGGACACUACGGUGUUUAGCUUGGAUAACGUUUCCGACAGCGGGGCUUCGCUACCACCUACCCCGUUGCCACUUACCCCGGUGUCACCGCCUACCCCCCAGCCCACCACGCCAGUCAAUGGGCAGACCAGUGGCAGUCCAACAGAAGAGGAGCUGGACUACCACGCAGGGGUACUUGUCCAAAAUGCUAUCCAAAAUGCCCUGGCAGCUCAGGAUGGAGAGGAGUGGCAGCCUUCGGACUUAAAUUCUUCACAACUGAGCGCCCCUGUGUCUCCAUCCUCGGCUUCUUCAAGUAGCCCAGUGCCAGUUUCCUCCUCUCCUGUGUCUUCGAGCGGAGCUCCCAGCCUCCAAUCGCCUGUGUCCACCAGUCCUGCUCCAUCCAGCCUGUCCCCUCAGCCAGACAGAGUGCCAGAAGUAAGAGUUGUUUCCGAAGAGAAGCCUUCAGAAUCACAACACGCUCUGCAGCAGCAGCAGCAGCAGCAGCAGCCCUCCAGUCCAGCACAGCGAACACAGCUCCAGACGCCUUCUCCGCCGCCUUCUCAGCCCAUCUCGCCACCCCAGAGGCCCAGAGAUGGAGGCCCCAGGAUCAAAAUCCAGUCCUCUUACGCCAGAGCCCUCGCCUCCUCCGCCCCGGCUCCGGCCCCUGCCUCUGCCGCGGCAGCUCCAGUUCCCAGGCCGACCCCGGUCUACCGUCCCCCUUCUCCCCCAAGCCCGGAGAAACCAGAGUUCAGCUACUUCAGUAAAUACUCCGAGGCGGCUGAACUGCGCAGCACGGCCGCAGCAGCACGAGGCCCCGACACGGAGGCCGCCAGCGGGCCAUUCCGCCUGCGCUCCAACAAGCAGCGAACUCUGUCCAUGAUCGAAGAGGAGAUCCGAGCAGCUCAGCAGAGGGAGGAGGAGCUGAAGAAACAGAGGAAGGAGCAGCCUGUGGUUAUUGCCCGCCCCAGCAACGCUUCCAGCAACAGUCUCGGGCCCGUGAGGACGGGCACGCGGCAAACCAAGAUCUCCCCAGCAGAUAAGAUGAAGAGCAACAGCCUGCCAGCUAGACUCACACUCACAGCGAAGACAGCCCCAGGAAAGAUCGAGAAAGUGCGACCUGCACCGCCCGUCUCACCCUCACCUUCAGAAGGAGCCCUGUCUGACGCCGGCAGCGAGGACUCUGGAGGACGACCCAAAAACUUCAUGCAGACGCUUAUGGAAGACUAUGAAACACACAAAGUGAAAAGGAGGGAGAAGCUAGAGGACAACAGUUAUGCCCGUUUGUUGUUGGCCAACGAGGUAACCACUGAGGUUCUGGAGGCCACUCGCGUCACUAGGAGGAAGAGCGACAUGGCGCGGAAGUGGGAAGCCGGUAUCUACGCCAACGAGGAAGGAGAGGAAGAAGAAGAGGAGGAGGAGGAGGAAGAGGAGGAGGAGGAGGAGGAGGAGGAGGAGGAGUAAACUGCUCCUUCCAGAGACAGUUAAAGGACCGAAUGGAGAGGAGGAGGAGGAAGAGGAGAAUGAAGCGAGGAUAGGGAAAGGAAAACAGUAUUUAUUUUGCUACUGUAGUAUUCUGAUGAUCACAUGACCCGCUAGCCCGACCAAUGGGGCUCAUGGAAGAGAUGCAUCAAGUUGUGGUUUUCUGACCUGAGGAUUGAAGGCCAACAGUAUGUUAAGAGACUGAACUGAGUAUGUAAGAGACAUUUGAAGUGUUGAGGUGAGUUUGGAGAGAGAAAAAAAAAAGGUCAGUGAUGCAAGAGACACUUUGGAAGGGUUUUCUGUUGGUUUAAGAGCGCUGUUCCCGAAAUGGAUUUGGGAUGAAAGGUUUUUACUAGCUGGUAGACGCUGAAUGAACUAAAUAUUCAUAGGAUUUUUCCUUUGCCUGUCGUUUUUCUUAUUGAAAUAUGGGCUGAGAUCUAAAGGUUGCCUGAGACUUGUUGGAAAUGGGUGCUUGAUAAUUAAAUCAAAAUGUGUGGAAAUGUUUUCAUUACCAACAGGGGAAGAAAAAAAAAAAAAAAAGAUGCAAACGACGAGCAGGCGUGUGCAAAGUGACUAUGACGCUAUGACGUUAAAUGAGAAAAAGCGAGGCCUAAAACAUUGAAUGAGAAAAAAGCGGGGCCUAAUUUCUGUCAUUACAGAAUUAUUUUGACCUUUUAUUGGAUGAUGCUGCGGGAAGGCUGCAGUGUUUUCCAGGCACUGAACCAAACGGGAGCCCAAGCAUCACAUUCAGAGCACGUAAAGUUGUAUCUUCUGCGUCCUGCUGUGCCACAGCACAGACAGAAGACACCCACGACGUGUUGGUGGGAGCUUUUGCAAUCCUCUUAAGCAUCUGUGUUAAAUCGUAAGUGCCGACUUGAGGGUCCUUGAACUGUUGAAUGCUAGCGAGGACGUUUGCAAAACUAGCAUCGAGGUCCAACUUUGCCUUAGACCGUCAGUAAUUGUCGGAUGCACGAUAUGUAUGAUGUAUUUUACCUUCUCCUAUUCUGUAUUGCUACAGUCUCAGUAGACCUUAGAGAAAAUACGCAACCACAUUAGAUAGAACGUCUGUCUAUAAAAACACUACUGACUUCAUGUCUAUUAAGUGACGGGACAGAUGGGGAAGAGGGAAGCUAACUGCGGGUCAUGUUUGCGUCACUUCAGUCAGACCGUGUAUUAAUGAAAGGGCUGGGUCGGGGGUUUUCUAUUCUAAAAAAAAAAAAAUCACUUAUUUUACCUUUACUGGCUACGUCGCUUUGUUGACCUGUGCUCUCUGAUGUAAGCAGUUGUUUCGUGUAUUAUACUGAGGUAGGACUGUUUAUUUGAUAUAUGGCUGAACAUGUAAUGUAUGUUGAGAUUCCAGUGGGGCAACUGCCGUGUUAUCUAACUAUACCUUGCGAGCUGAGGAUAAAGUUUGAUGAGAAAUAUUGAUGAAGCGUGUUACCAAAAAGCAGAAUGUUGUUAUUUAGAAACGUCAGCCUCUACGCUUUAAAAAAAAAAAUCUAUUUAAGAAGUGCUGAUUGUGUGCAUGAAGUGACACUCCUUUCCUAACCUGAAACAAGCACACAACAAGCAGCAAGAAGGCAGUCGAUUAUCAGCGCGCUGUUUCAUUAACAGGCCGCAACUACAGGCUGAACGUCUGUUCAUUUUCUAUGUUAAUAACAUAACAGCGGGAGAUUCACGUGUUGGGGUUGUCAGUUUGUUUUAUAUAUAUUGUGAGCUUUGAUUUUGCAGGACGGUGUGUGAUUUCCUGUUUUGUUAAAUGAAUGAAGAAUGAGUGUGGCGUUACUUUGGAUUGUCCAGGUGCAGAGAGAGCAAGGUUCAGCUUCCAAAUUAAAAGAGUAAAACAAAUUGAAACAGGAAUAAUCCCUGGAGCCUACAGGACUGUUUUCAGAUGAGGAUUUCAGACGAGGAACCUGGCGACAUUGAACCACUUAACUGAAAAGUAGCAAAAAUGGUUCUACUUUUCGGUCUUUGUUAGCUUGUUUAUUGAAGCCCUUUUGGUGUUUUUUUUUUUGUUUUUUUUUGUUUUUCAGCAUUAGGAUGUCAGGAGGACGGUGAGAAAGAUUGUCCUGGGAAACCGCAGCUCACAGUUUAUAUCAGUGCAUCUGCCAACGUGUCCUGUUCGAGUGUCUUUCAGCCAGGCACUGAUCUUUCUGUUUGCUCACAAACACACUGAAUAAAAGCUAUAGAAUUAAAACUGAGGUAAAGUUGCACAAAAGAUAAGGAAUCGCGGGACACAUACAGUACAUACUAACCCUCGACAAUAAUGACUUAUAAUUAUAUUUAUUGGGACAGUUCCAUCCUGAGUGCAAAUUAUCUGACUCUAUUUAAUUAUAUAUUUUAAUAUGCUCUCGAAAGGGGAAACCAAGGACUCGUGCCUAUGUGAUGUGUCCAUUUCCCCCUGAAACUAAAAAGAAAACACACAUUGGUUCCAGACAAUCCUUGUCUUUCUUGUUUUUCUACACGUGAUAAUAUAUAAAAUGAAAAAAAGAAGUAUGUAAAGGACUAGCGUCCCUUUUUAUGAGACGUUAUUGUGGUGCUGCAGAAAGUGCCGAUUGCCACAGUUGCAACGGAGGUACAGUGUCACCAAUGCUGAUAUGAGAUUGAUUUUUUUUGCCACAUGAGUUAAGGGACAAACAAAAUAAUAUUUUGAUGCAUUUCCAUGUGAGAGAUAUUUGAUUUUAGAGGAGCUGAAGCGGACAUGUUUUCAGUAUGAAUGACAAAUAAAGAUCCUUUGUGAUGGAUGAUGGUUUUAACAGUGGCCUAUUCUGGAUGCCAGCUGAGCAUCUAGUAUUUCUAAGCUUUAUUAUUCGCAGCACGAUUUGAGUUUUGAGCAACAAAAGCAAAUGGCUUUUCGUCCCUAGUGUACUGUAGCUGCUGCCACACAUUGUAAUACUGUGCUAUUAAAAUGUACACAAGCACACACACACACACACACUGUUCUCAUUUCACCCUCAAUCAAACCCCAAACCGUUUUGAGUUCUCAUUAAAUACAUAACACUUUUGAAAUGGCUACAGACAAAAUGCGCACGCAGAGGAGUUCUAAUUGUUUGCUUUAUUAAUAUUAUUAUUAUUAUUAUUAUGCUUUUGUUGUUUGAAUUCUUGGUGAAAAGAUGAUUUAUUUAUCAUUUUUAAAUGCUGGUAGCUUGUUUUCGCCUUCAGAAGCGCCUGAGCUUCAGUGUGGGACUCACACUGUGUGUGUGCGUGUGUGUGUGUGUGUGUGCGUGUGUGUGUGUGUGUGUGUGUGUGUGUGAUAAAGCAACCUUAUUAUUACAGUAUACAGUAUAACCUCUCUUCCUAUGUUAACCACUUGUAUGCUCAUACUCUGCUUUGUUAUUUUAUAGCACAUGUACGGCUCACUGUUAUACACCUACUAUACAUAUUAUGAAUAUUUUCUCAUUAAAAACAAAACCUGUAAA